AUGGACGAGCAGCAGGCACUGGUGGCCUCCAAGGAUGGGGAUGUGACCACCUUAGAGCGGCUUCUGGAAGCUGGUGCCCUGAGCCCCAGCAUUACCGACACACUGGGGGCUGGCCUGGUGCACCAUGCCACCCGGGCUGGCCACCUGGACUGUGUCAAGUUCCUGGUGCAGCAAGCCAGGCUGCCCGGCAACCAGCGGGCCUACAAUGGGGCCACACCAGUGCACGAUGCCGCAGCCACAGGCAAGCUGGCUGAGUUGUGCUGGCUGGUCCGAGAUGGGGGCUGCGGGCUGCAGGACCAAGAUGCCUCAGGUGUCUCCCCGUUGCACCUGGCCGCCCGCUUUGGACACCCAGCGCUGGUGGAGUGGCUGCUGCGGGAGGGCCACACGGCCACACUGGAGACACUGGAGGGGGCCUUGCCACUGCACCAUGCUGCAGUCAGCGGGGACCUGACCUGCCUUAAGCUCCUGGCGGCUGCCCACAGCAGUGGUGUGAACCAGCGGACCCACAGUGGUGCCUCCCCCCUCUACUUGGCCUGCCAGGAGGGCCACCUGCACCUGGCGCAGUUCCUGGUGAAGGACCGCGGGGCUGACGUGCACCUGCGCGCCAUGGAUGGCAUGAGUGUGCUGCACGCUGCAGCUGCCCGUGGCCACUACUCACUGGUUGUCUGGCUGGUCACCUUCACAGACAUCAGCCUGACGGUGCGGGAUAACGAGGGAGCCACAGCUCUGCACUUCGCAGCCGGGGGUGGCCACACCCCCAUUGUAGACCGGCUGCUGCUGAUGGGCGCCCCCAUCACGAGAGACUCCUGGGGUGGGACCCCCCUCCACGAUGCCGCAGAGAACGGGAAGAUGGAGUGCUGCCAGACUCUGCUCUCUCACCACGUGGACCCCUCACUGCGGGAUGAAGAUGGGUACACAGCAGCAGACCUGGCAGAGUACCACGGACACCAGGACUGUGCCCAGUACUUGCGUGAGAUGGCCCGGCCGGUACCAAUCCUGAUGACGCCUCCACCACCACCAUUCCCACCGCCUCCACUGUCAGCCACGAAACUCUCCAUGGAAGACAGAAGAAGAGGGGGCUCGCAGCUCAGAAGCCCCCCUCUGACUCUCAGCCCAGCCUGGCCUGGCCAGCCUGUCCCCAGGGAGCCGAUGGCCUGCACAGUUCCCCAUAGGGUCACCACCAGUGCCCCAGCCACUCCCAAGGGGCCAGAAACAGUGACAUGGGACACUCCUGACAGCCUUGCUGCACUGCAGUUGGACGGGCUGCCCUCGGGCGACCUCGACGGGCUGGUGCCCACUCGGGAUGAGCGGGGCCGGCCCAUUCCGGAGUGGAAGCGGCAGGUGAUGGUGCGGAAGCUGCAGGCACGUCUGGGUGCAGAUGACAACAGCGGCAACCCAGGUCCUGCAGAGCGUGCAGCCUGGCGGUACUCGCAGGCCCACCAGGCCAUCCUGGGCCCAUUUGGGGAGCUGCUGACGGAGGACGACCUGGUGUACCUGGAGAAGCAGAUCGCCGACCUGCAGCUCCGGCGCCGCUGCCAGGAGUACGAGAGUGAGCUGGGCCGGCUGGCAGCUGAGCUGCAGGCCCUGCUGCCCGAGCCCGUGGUCAGCAUCACCGUCAACAGCCACUUCCUGCCAUGGCCACCUGGGCGGGAGGAUGAGGAGGCCCCAGCAGUGGUGGCUGAGCCUGAGGGGUCUGUGCACACGGGGAAGGCCAUGCCUGGUGGACAGCCGCUGCCCUUCUGGUGCAGCCACAUCAGCCGACUGGUACACAGCUUGUCCCUGCUGCUGACUGGCGUGAAUGGGCUGGUGCAGAAUGAGAAGGCAGCUGGCCCAGCCCUGCCGGGCGCCUGCAGGGAAGCCCCGGCUGGGCCCCCUCGAAGUGAGGCCCAGCGUGAGAUCCAGGAGUGGGGUGUGUCUGUGCGGACACUGCGUGGCAACUUUGAGUCAACCCCCUGCCUGCUCUGUGCCUCAAACCCAGGCCCCUGUGAGCUGGGGGACCAACCCAGGCAGUGCCCAAGAGGCUGCUUUGCAGCCUCUGCGCCCCAAGGCAGCCCGAUGGGAGGGGAGCCUGUGGCGGGCAACACUGAGGAGGCCAGUGACUCGGGCAUCAGCUGCGAGGAGGCCCCAUCUGAGUCUGGCAGCAGACCAGGCCUGGACCUGGCCAGCCUACGCAAGCAGCGUAUCGUCAUGCUCUUCCUUGGCCACUGGAAGAAGUCUGCCUACACGCCCGCCCUUAAGACAGCCGCCUGCAGGACCCUGGAGGCCCGCCGUGCCAGGCCCAGGGGACAGGACGCUGCUAGGGGCUCAGAGCCAGCUGCCCUGCCACCCAGUGAGGGCCCCCGGCUUGGUCAUCUGUGGCAGCAGCGAAGUAUCAUUGCCCACCUGCUAGGCAACUGGAAGGCCAUCAUGGCACACGUGCCAGCCCGGCAGCUGCGGCGGCUGAGCCGGCGACGCCAUGGUCCCCUGUCACCCGAGCAGUUCCUGCCCCACGUGGAUGGGGCGCCUGUGCCCUACAGCAGCCUGUCAUUGGACCUGUUCAUGCUGGGGUACUUCCAGCUCCUGGAGUGCGACCUGCCAGCCGAGGAACGCAAGAUGCGCCAUCUGCUCUGCUUUGAGGUCUUCGAGCACCUGGGUGCCCACGGCUGGGAGACCGUGCGUGCCUUCCACAAGGCCGUGACUGAUGAAGUGGCUGUGGGCCGCCGUGCCUGGACCGAUGGCUUCGAGGACAUCAAAGCCCGUUUCUUUGGCUCCAACCAGGGUCCUGUCUGGGACACAGAGCCUGGUCGCAAGUCAGGUCUGACUCCGCUUGGGCCCCUGCCACUCACUGCCAUCUCUGGCAGAGGCCCCAAGUCCACAGUCCAGCGGCUGGGGUCUGGCACCCAGCGGAGCAGCUUCAACAGCGAGGACAUCUGCGGCUACAUCGACCGCAGCUUUGCCUUCUGGAAGGAGAAAGAGGCUGAGAUGUUCACCUUUGGAGAGUGA
This is a messenger RNA of Castor canadensis (American beaver), 2982 nucleotides long. Lineage: Eukaryota; Metazoa; Chordata; Mammalia; Rodentia; Castoridae. The record is from RefSeq and is a predicted model, not a curated record.